AUGCUGAUCACCUCUUUCGUGAGUCCCCAAUCCACUCACUACACCAAAGCUGGUGGUAGAUGCAUCAGCCAGACUUUUCUCGUAGCAUCCUUCAGCGUUGAGUUCACCGAUAUCGCCGCCGCCGCAUUUUCGACUAGCGCGAUCCCGGGCAUCACAGGGUGCUACCACAGUUCGACCAAUUUCCAAUUCUUCAUACCAUUUCUUCUCCUUUCCGUGUUCCAACUGGGACUCAUGACGCUCACGAUCAUACGUGCCAUACAGAGCUGGCGGAAAAACCCAAGCCGUCUGUACGUUGUCCUGGUGAAACAUAACAUAUUCUAUUAUACGUGUGGUUUUUUGUUCUCAAUCGUGAACAUAUUCACAUCGCUACUCCUCGAUUACGCCUACCACACCAUGUUGUAUGAUUUUCAAGUCACGAUCCUUGCGAUCCUCGCCGCGCGCAUGCACCUCCAUCUCUGGCGAAUAAACCUACAUGCACACCGCUCUGGCUCCCUUACGCAUAUUCAAAUGUCUGAUAUGUCAUUUGUAGAUUACGCGGCGUGA
This is a messenger RNA of Suillus subalutaceus, 543 nucleotides long. RefSeq lists its product as uncharacterized. The coding region runs from base 1 to 543 and encodes 180 amino acids. NCBI's taxonomy places the organism in Eukaryota, Fungi, Basidiomycota, Agaricomycetes, Boletales, Suillaceae. The transcript is spliced from 6 exons. The record is from RefSeq and is a predicted model, not a curated record.